Ostreobium quekettii is the source of this 1098-nucleotide messenger RNA. The record is from the annotation of a GenBank genome assembly. Lineage: Eukaryota; Viridiplantae; Chlorophyta; Ulvophyceae; Bryopsidales; Ostreobiaceae.
AUGGGGGGCCCUACAAGGCUCCCCUUGCGCAUGAAGGCCCCCCUAGUGGGUCGAUGCACCCCCUUUUGGUGCGCCAAGCCGCCAUUCCGAAACCUGGUCGAUCGCUGCUGGCGAACAAGAUAUGGACCCGAGGAGAGGAGGCUGCGGUGCAGGGUGGCGCGCUGCUUGGCGUCAUCGUCGGAAGUUGGGAUUGAAGUGGGGAGGUCGGAAGGCAGGCAGGCGGUGGAGCGGAAUGGACAGCCUGUGUGGGAAAAUGAGUGGGCGUUUCGUUGUGCUCGGAUCGCCGGGAGCAUGUUCCUCUCCUGCUGCUUGUUGGCGGCGCUCCACUGCACCGCUGUGCCUUCGGGACGGUUCGCGUCCCUGGCGGCACAUGGCACGGCGAGGAUGACGUCCGCAGGAGUGAGAGAAGCAGUGAGGGGAGGUUGGGCAGGCCUCUGGGCUGGUACUCUGCAUACCCUUUGUGGACCCGACCAUCUAGCGGGUCUCACUCCUUUGACGCUUGGCAAGAGUCAGUCCAUCGCGGCAGCCUUGGGCGCCCUGUGGGGUUUUGGGCACUCAACAGGGCAGCUGCUCUUGGGGUUGGCUUUUAUAUUUCUGAAAGAGCGGUUUCAGGGCAUAGUCCCUGUGCUGUCCAAGUGGUCAGGAGCCAUUGUGGGCUGCACUCUGAUUGCCAUUGGUCUAGUGGGCUUGUAUGAGAGUAUGCAAGUGGAGGAGCACGUGGAUGUGCCAGGAGGGUCUGCGUUAGUGGCUGGCUUGGAUGGGCAGGGGAGCACUGAUGGUGCAAUGGCAAAACGCAGAGGCUUAGGCACUUAUAUGAUGGGCUUUGUGUAUGGUCUCCAUCCCGAUGCCCUAUUUGUGGUGCUACCAGCCUUGGCUCUACCUACUAGACUAGGAGCCUUCAUGUAUAUUGGCAUGUUUGUGUUCGGGACUGUCAUGGCAAUGGGAGGAUACAGUCUUGCUAUAGGAACUGCCUCUGAGGCUGCAGCAAAGGAGAGGCCCCUGCUGCUGCGCCAUCUGUCAACAAUUGCUGCGGGCCUGGCGAUCUUAGUUGGCAUUGUGGCGUUGCUGACGGGCUUCGGGUUCGAGCUGCCUGGUUGA